AUGAAUAAAGUUUUACUCCAAUUCCUGCUCUUCUUCUUCUUCCUUGUCGGCUUGUGCCUGCGUCUGUGCCGCUUCGUCCUGGUAUCUCAUCAGUAUCUCCUACUGACGGAGCUCCAGGAAUUGCCGGGCGAUGGGUGUCAACCACAAAGGAUCAACAGAGUGACAUCCUUCUGGAUCUCGGUCCAGUGGUUCAUGAGUGCACUGGCGUUGCUUCGCUACUCAGUGUCACCGCCAGCAUCGCUCCAAAACAACUCUUCUUCAGCUGUCCACGAUGCACCUCAUCCCUUGGGCUUGCUUUGCUGUGGGGCUGGGCUUUUAGCAAGUCCGCUGGGGAUGCUCUAA
This is a messenger RNA of Zychaea mexicana, 342 nucleotides long. RefSeq lists its product as uncharacterized. The coding region runs from base 1 to 342 and encodes 113 amino acids. The record is from RefSeq and is a predicted model, not a curated record. The transcript has 4 exons. NCBI's taxonomy places the organism in Eukaryota, Fungi, Mucoromycota, Mucoromycetes, Mucorales, Lichtheimiaceae.